Molecule: messenger RNA, 1895 nt
Organism: Klebsormidium nitens
Lineage: Eukaryota; Viridiplantae; Streptophyta; Klebsormidiophyceae; Klebsormidiales; Klebsormidiaceae
Source: the annotation of a GenBank genome assembly
AUGGCGCAGUCCAUGGCGUCUGCCGGCAGCCAUACUGGGUGCUCUCCAGUCAAGCAAGUGCAUAGAAGAGCCCUCAACAAGGGGCCCCUUAGGAAUUUCAGUCUUACUGUACGGGCUCAGGGGGAGGAAGAUAGACUCAGCUUCCAAGAGUAUUUAGAACGACAACCGGAGCUCCCCCCAACUGUCAGCUCCAGCCCGCCCCAGUUCAAACCCCUCCAUGAGAUCGGUGAUGUCAUCGUGGGGAAGUAUCGCAUCACGGGGGUUCUCGGCAGCGGGGGGCUGGGGACCAUGUUUGAGGCGGAGUUGGUCGAUUCAAAUGGCAGCGCCGAUUCGGACAGUCCGAGUGGUGUUGCACAGACGUGGGAGGAAGCGGUGGCGGCGUCCAAAUCGGGGGGAGAAAGAAGCACGAAAGUGGCGUUGAAAGCAAUGUCGCUCAGGGGCAUGAAGGCCUGGAAGGACCUAGAGCUAUUUGAACGUGAGGCGCGCGUUUUGCAGUCGCUGAAGCACCCGGGCAUUGCCGAGUACAUUGAUUCCUUCGAGGUAGAUACGGAUGCCGACAGAACCUUCUACAUUGCGCAGAAGGUGGCGCCCGGAAAGUCGAUCGCGGAUCUCGUGAAGGGGGGCUGGCGCGUGGGGGAGGAGGAAGUGAAGAGGAUCGCAUUGGAAGUGUUGAAAGUUUUGGAGUAUCUGCAGAGUCUGCGGCCGGCGGUGGUGCACCGGGACAUCAAACCGGAGAAUAUCAUCAUUGACUCCGACGGGGCUGGAAGGGGCACUGGGGCUGUGAAGGUGGUUGAUUUCGGCGCCGUCCAGGAUCAGGCCGCCGCGACGUUUCUAGGCAGUACCGUCGUGGGCACGUAUGGCUACAUGGCCCCCGAGCAGUUCCGCGGAAAAGCGGUGCCGCAGAGCGACCUCUACGCGCUCGGCGCAACGAUGCUCUACAUGCUGUCAGGGCGACCACCUUCCGAAUUCCCGCAACGGCGUCUGAAAGUGGAGUUCCGCGACCGAGUCUCGAUGAGCCCCGGACUUGCUGACGUUUUGGACCGCCUGCUCGAGCCCGCCGUUGAAGACCGCUACCAGUCCGCAGCGGAAGUCGCCAGGGCGAUCAGUGGCGCGAACGAUCGGAGCUCGAUCGGGGGGUGGGUCGGACGGCAAAGUGCGGACACUCGGGUCCCUGAAAGCUUCACGCCGCUCAGGAAACCGGCGGGGUCAAAAGUGGAACUAGAGCGGAGCGGCGGCCGCAUACAUAUAGAGGUUCCUCCCCAGGGACUCACGGAGCAGAACCUCAGCACCGGCACGUUUGCUUUGGCCUGGAACGGCUUCAUCGCGUUUUGGACGGCGAGCGCCAUCACCGGCGGAGCGCCUAUCCUCUUCUCGCUCUUCUCCAUACCUUUCUGGGCGGUGGGGUUCGGGCUUGCCAAGUCGGCCCUCUCGGGCGUCUCCGUCAAGACGACGCUUGACAUUGGGGUACAGAAUUUCACAAUAAAGUGGGAGGUAGCCGGCGGCUUAUGGUCCCACACCGUGGAGGGCCGCACGGACGACCUUGCGAGCGCGCAGGUCGUGAUGACCGGCAGCGUGAACGGGCAGCCAUUGAGGAACUGCCAGGUGGCAGAAGGGAUCAAGAAGCACACCUUCGGGGACGGGCUGACGGAGGUCGAAAAGAAGUGGGUCGUCAGCGAGUUGGCGACGUUCCUCAAGUCCGUCAACCCAGGUUACAGGGGACCUUCACCUGCCGAAAUUGAGCAGAGCGCCCCGCAAUCACUUCAACCACCUUUCCAGCAACCAACGAAUAGAAAAUUAGACGACCGAUCUCGAUGGCGUAGGUGGAACGAUUUUGAUGAUGAUGAUUGAUGAGAUCAUCGUGAAUACGCUUGCUUGCGAAGAAUCUUCGUCCCAUG